GAACUGUUUCAGUUGUUAUUUUGCACUCUUGCUAACCACUCCGAAAUAUUAGCAAAUUCAGCAAAAUCCAAAUCGACGCAAUUUGAAUAUUUUGUGUGUCUCAGUUAAGAUUGAUAGCCAACCAUAAAAAAUGAGAAUUAUUUUGUUCGGUAUUGUUGUUUUGCUGGUAAUCAGCUCGAUUUUCGCCGCUCCCGGCGUAACGCCAAACACAAAAGAUUGUAAAGAGUGUAAUUUGGACUAUGUGCCAGUUUGUGCUGGACCAAAAGGCACCCAGAACGAUCGUGAAAAGAAGUCAUUCGGUAGCGUUUGCGUCAUGGAAAAAUACAAUUGCGAAAAUGACGAAAAAUUGGUGAAAUUGAGCGACGGCGAGUGUCCAGGUAGCAAAUCGGUUCGCCUACAAUAACCAUAUUUAACCAGUCCAAUUACAAUGAGUUAAUCUCUUGUUUUUAUUACUAACAUUUGUUUUCAUAACUAACGAACGAUAAACGGACAAAAUAGAUCAGAAAUAAGAUUGAUUACACUAUCAAAUAAAAUGGAAUUAAUCACAUAAA
Contarinia nasturtii (swede midge) is the source of this 551-nucleotide messenger RNA. RefSeq lists its product as uncharacterized. Gene Ontology annotation, molecular function: protein binding. NCBI's taxonomy places the organism in Eukaryota, Metazoa, Arthropoda, Insecta, Diptera, Cecidomyiidae. The record is from RefSeq and is a predicted model, not a curated record. Bases 131 to 403 code for a protein of 90 amino acids. The transcript is spliced from 3 exons.